This is a messenger RNA of Macadamia integrifolia, 1907 nucleotides long. RefSeq names its product UDP-glycosyltransferase 88F4-like. The transcript has a single exon. The record is from RefSeq and is a predicted model, not a curated record. Gene Ontology annotation, molecular function: UDP-glycosyltransferase activity. NCBI's taxonomy places the organism in Eukaryota, Viridiplantae, Streptophyta, Magnoliopsida, Proteales, Proteaceae. Bases 123 to 1544 code for a protein of 473 amino acids.
AUAUUCUACGCUUUUAGGCCAUUGAAACAGAAACGGACGAACGUUAUCAAACAGGCCCUUAAGACACUCAUUAUACCAUUGAAGAAACACCAGUGGAAGAAGAGAAAGCUAAAGGAAGAAAAAUGGAAGGCACUAUAGUGUUAUACCCGACAAUGGCUCUUGGCCACUUCGUAUCAAUGGUGGAGUUCGGCAAGCUCAUUCUCCGCCACCACCACCACCGCUUCUCUGUCACAAUCGUCAUCGCAGAGGGACCUCUCGACACCCCCGAUGACACAGCCUUCCUUCGCCACAUCUCGGAAACCACAAAUUCCAUUACCUUCCACCGCCUCCCCUACAUUUCCAUGAAACCUUCUUCCAAUUUAAACCGUUCAUCGAUCCGUUCAGAAUUCAUUCACCUCAACAACCCUAAUCUCAGCCAUGCUCUCCAAACUAUCUCCAAGAUCUCUAGUGUUCGAGCCUUUGUCAUAGAUAUGUUCUGUACCCCAGCCCUAAGUGUGGCAUCCGAUCUUGGCAUCUCCACUUACUACUUUUUCACUAGCGGCGCUGUCACACUCUCCUUCUUUCUCUAUCUCCCAACUAUUCACAAUCAAACCACCAAGAGCUUCAAAGACAUACCCACCACCCAUGUCCACUUCCCGGGCGUGCCACCAAUGCCAGCCUCAGACUUGCCCGAACGGGUACAGGAUCGAGAGCACCAGAUCUACUAUGACUUCAUAGAUAUUGGUCUAAACCUUCGCAGAUCAAAGGGAUUUAUAGUGAACACCUUUGAAUGUCUUGAAUCAACAUCGACAAAAGCCAUCACUGAUGGGCUUUGCGUACCAGAUGCUCCAACCCCACCUGUUUACUGCGUCGGACCAUUGAUAGCCACCCCUAAGAAUGAGGGUGAAGCUGUAAGUCAGUGCAUGUCAUGGCUUGAUGGGCAACCAAGUCAAAGCGUCGUAUUCUUGAGUUUUGGAAGCCGAGGUGUGUUUUCGACAGCGCAGGUUAGGGAGAUCGCUAUUGGGUUGGAGAAGAGUGGGCAGAGGUUUUUGUGGGUUGUGCGGAAGCCGGUCUCUGAGGACAAUAGCAAACACUUCACGGUGGAGAAUAAAGACCCAGAUCUGGAGGCCCUGUUACCAGAAGGCUUCUUGGAUCGGAACAAGGAAAGGGGACUUGUGGUGAAAUCGUGGGCACCACAAGUUGAAGUGCUGGGUCAUGAAUCGGUGGGUGGGUUCGUGACUCAUUGUGGGUGGAACUCGAUAUUGGAAGCAGUAUCCUCAGGAGUGCCUAUGGUGGCAUGGCCUCUCUAUGCCGAGCAACGUAUGAAUAAGGUGUUUUUGGUGGAAGGGAUGAAGUUGGCAAUGCCGAUGGAGGAAUCGGAAGAUGGGUUAGUGAGUGCGGCGGAGGUCGAGAAGAGGGUGACAGAUUUGAUGGAAUCGGAAGAAGGAAGAGUACUUAGAGAAUGGAGCCGGAAGAUGAAGGAAGAGGCCAUGGCUGUGUGGUCUGAUUAUGGUUCUUCUAUGACUGCUUUCACCAAGUUGGCUGAGUCAUGGAUCAAUAAAUAAGUAUGGAAACUUGAUUUUAGAUUCAGGGGAAAAGCCUGCAGAUUCAUCACCCUGUAACCUUUCAAGAGGUAAGAGAAGAGCAAGCUAGAGUAGGAUGAGGAGAGGAUCACGUCUCUGUUUUUGGUACCCAGAUCCUCUCUGAGGCCAGUGUGUGCCCGGAUGCUCUCAGUCCGGGGGAUGCUGAGAGGAUCACGAUCCCUGUUUUUGUUGUGUUUUGUCCCCGCAAGGACUUUUCUUAUGUUAAUCGAUGAAAGAUGUAAUACUUUUGUUAAAGUAAGUCUUGUUAUCUGUUUUUUGCCACCAUGGAUGUAGUCCUCGUCUUUUUACGCAUAUAAGAAAACCCUUUUUUAUUUCUCACCAAAA